AUGGACUUCCUCGCGUCGCAGUCAUCUUCUGAGUUCUCGUCAGUUGAAUCCGAAUCUGAGGAUCCUCUUGCGCAACUGGCGAAGGAAGUGACGCAACAGCCAUUCACCAACAACAAGCACUUCCACAAGUCCUUGGAAUGCCAUCAACGAGCACUUCAGCAAGAUCAAACUCGGGAUCAGUACCUCGUCUUCACGUCUGUUCCCCCGAAGCAAUUAUCCAAACUGAGUAGUGAAUGGUCGCGAACAAGCAAGUCCAGUCGAUUCUUUACCAACGCAGAAACGCGAAUCUUGAUCGUGAAAUUCAUGCCGGGUCCUGCACACGAACUUGCAAUAAGACGGUUUGAUUUGCUUAUCUCUCUUGAGUUGCGUGCGAUGAACGUCGAUAAUGACAUGAGCUCUUUGGGUUCGACAACAGUUACGGUUGGAAAUUGGACGAAGGAAGCUGACUGCUGCUGGGCUCCGGCUUCGCCAAAUGUAAGGCUGAGUUUUGUGGUGGAAGUAGGAUUGUCAGAGUCUGCGCGAAAACUUGCUCUUGAUGCGCGCGGUUGGCUUGAGACUUACUCCUCACCUGUGAAACUUGUGGUUACGAUCAGCAUUAAUCGCGAUACCCCCGAGAUCAUCUUGCACCGAUGGGAACUUGCUCCUCCCCAAGGAUAUAGAGUCAUUACGAGGUCAGGCUCUAUUCCAGCGCGUCGUACUGCAUUCCUCAAAUUAUCUCGAACGAAUAACACGACGUCUGUUACUGGAGAGUCCGACAGAAAUGGUACAACCACGACUACUACACAGCUGGAUCUACCCUUCGACAAGAUUGUUGGCCGUCCUCCUCACCAGCCCCUAGAGAGAGACUUAAUGAUAACCGAGCACGAGCUGAGAAGGUUUGCCGAGGAUAUCUGGAUCCACCAGAGUUUCCUAUAA
Molecule: messenger RNA, 915 nt
Organism: Aspergillus clavatus NRRL 1
Lineage: Eukaryota; Fungi; Ascomycota; Eurotiomycetes; Eurotiales; Aspergillaceae
Exons: 1
Coding region: 1-915 (304 amino acids)
Source: RefSeq, a predicted model, not a curated record